AUGAGCUCAGCGUCAACGGGACAGCUGGAUUCAUUCUUAUCGUUUAAAUCAACACCAGAGGUGGAAGUUGAUUCAUUGCAACUUCAAAAGGAACAACCAACUUCAAUUUCUGAAAAAUCAUUAUCACCCCAUGCUAAGGCUGAAAGCCCCAUGAUCGAUGGGAUAUUUGAUACAAAAGUUAAUUUUAGUUCAAUAGAUGAUAAAUUAGACCAAUCUAAAAUAAACCCAGAUGAAACUAUACAAAAUGAAAUAGAUCAGGUUAUCAAAGAGACUGAGAAUCUAGAGAAAGAAGCAGAAUCACAAGAAUCCAGUAAACAACAACAACAAACAAUUGAAGAAAACUUGAACUCACAAGUGAAGAAGGAGGUCCACACUCCUGAGAGACAUAAAGAACCAUUGACUAUUCAACAACAAGAAGAAAACAUAAAAUCAACAGCUGAUGAUAUAUCGAAAGUUUCCGCGUAUGCUCGUUUAGAAUUCGAGAACUUUAUAUUUUAUGUUCAAACGUUACAAGUUGUAUUGGGUAGAAAAUCUGAAAAUGAUCAGUCUCAUUCAGUUGAUGUUCAUUUAGGUGAUUCAAAGGCCAUUUCAAGAAAACAUGCGAAAAUUUUCUAUAAUUUUGGUACAGAAAGAUUUGAAUUAUCAAUUCAAGGGAAAAAUGGUGCUUUUGUUGAUGAUGUGUUCAUAGAGAGAGGUGCUACUGUUCCGUUGACAAAUAAAUCAAAAGUACAGAUUGGUCAAAUUGUUUUCAGAUUUGUUUUACCUGGUAUGAACCCACAAGAAAACUUAGAAAGUCCGUCAAAACCAAUUAAUCCUUCAGAUGCUAUCUCUUUGAGAAGUAGUUUAUAUCAUCAUUCAUCAUCCGAAAAUGUUGGUGAGAAAUCUGGUUCUAAUACUCCUGGUUUGAGUAGUAAAGAUUUUGAACCAGUAGCAAAAGUUGAAAAUGAAACAACUGAGGCUACUGAACAAGUCAAGAAAGCUAAAGAGAAGAAACAACCAAGACCACCAAAACCUCCAAAGAAGGUUUAUACAAUCGAUGAAAUUCCUGAAGAAUAUAGAACUAAGCCAGCUUGCUCAUACUCAAAUUUGAUCGCCACAUGUUUAAGAACUCAUGGGACCUCAAAAGGUAUGUCUUUGGCUGAAAUUUAUAAAUCCAUUAAAGAAUUAUUUCCUUAUUAUAAAUAUUGUCCAGAUGGAUGGCAAAGUUCUGUUCGUCAUAAUUUAUCACUGAAUAAAGCUUUCAGAAAAGUUUCAAAAGAAGGUAAAGGUUGGUUAUGGGGUCUUGAUGAGGAGUACUGUGCUGAAAAAGACCGCCUCAAGAAAAAACAAGCAGCAGCAGCAGCAGCUAAGGCUAAAGCAGCAGCUUUGAAGUUAGAACAACAACAAUUACAACAACAAAAGCUUCAACAACAAAGGCUUGAGCAACAAAAGCAAAGUGAACAAAAUAUUAACCAACAACAAUCUGUUCCAAAUACAUUAUCUUUGCCUAAUAAUCUUCAACAACCACAGGGUUUGCAAAACUUACCAUUACAGCCACCUCCAGCUCUCCAACAACCUUCGUUGGCUCAAAAUCAAGUAAAGGUCAAUACAACUUCAAGUCAAAGUCCUUUACAAAGCCAAUCUCAAAUCAAUAAUACACCAAGUGUGCCUUUUGCUAAUAAUCAAAAACAACAACCUUCUCAGAAUGCACCAUCUUCAAUAUCCAUUCAACAAUUCCAACAACAACCUGUUGCAAAUGUCACAAAUGCAAGACCCACAGUUCCUGCUACAUCGUCUUAUACAACACCUCAACAAUCGCCUUCAAUUGCAGCACCUAAACCACAAGGUGUUACACAGCAGCAUAAACAACAACAAAGACCUCAGCAGGGACAGCAGCAAAAUAACCAGUAUAACUCAACACCUCAAGCUCCUAAACAACAACUUCAACAACCUGUUCCUUUACCACCUUCCACCUUACCUUUACAACAACAAAACCCCCCACCACAACCACAACCACAACAGCAAUUCAAACCAUCAUCCCAAUUACAAUCUCCAGCUCCACAAUUUCAAAAUAAGACACCCAGUAUUCAAGCUCAGUUAGCUGCAAAUCGUGGUAUAUCUUCUCAACCAUCAAGAACCUUAUCUCAGCCUCCACCUCCUCCACCUCAAGUUCCUAAACCACCUCCAACAGGUCUUACAGCUGAUACAAAGAAAGCUUUAGCACAUUUACAACAACAGUUGGUGAUUUUAUCUAAAGAUUUGAAGACUUUAGUUGAUAGACCAACUAUCUCUGCUAUUUUAACACAAGCAAUUGCAAUGACUAUAGCUCAAGUGACUCAAGCGGCUAAGACUAAAGGUAUCACUUCUGAUCCUUUAGCUACACUGAUUGAGACGAAUCCGCAACAAUUGACAAGAAUUUUAACUGUUGCUUUGAAUGCUGCUACUUUCAAGGUUACAAAUGGUAGAAUAAAAGCCCCAUUAAAAGUUUCACAAUCUACAUCAUCUGCUGGAAAUUCCAGAGCUGGUACACCAAAUCCUGUCCAACAAUCACCAUCACCUCGUACCUCAUCACCAAAUGUUGCAAAUAUACCAAUCCAACCAAUUCAUAAACAGACUACUCCUGCAGUUCCAUCACCGAUUCAACAAAAAAGAACUUAUACUCCACCAGCACAACAACAGAGGGCAUACACACCACAACCACAACCACAACCACAAGCCCAGCAGCAAAAGCCAUACACACCUCAACCUCAAGCUACACAUACAUCAUCACCUCAAAUUCAACAGCAAGUUGGUAUGCAUCAACCACCAGUUCAGCCUAAAGUUCAGCUUCAACCACAAUCACAGUCACAACAAUAUACACAAGCACCAGCUACUCAAGGAUAUCAAGGAUUGCAAAACCAAAAAUCUCGAGUGCAAUCAAGUAACUUAAAAGCACCAGUUCAUUCACCAGCCCCAUCUCAACAACAUAUUCAUAAGCCUGUACAACAACAGAGUACUUCCCAACCAAAACAUGCUGUGCAACCUGCUUCACAAGCACACCUGGCAUCUACAUCUAGUCAAAAUCAAGGAGUUAUACAACCACAACCUGUCAAGACACAAUCUAGUAACUUGGUAUCUUCAUUCAACAAACCAAAUGUUAUAAGUACACCUCAAACUCAACCAUCAACACCAAAUGCCCCAAAGGUACAACCAUUACCGAGAUCAGCGUCUUCAUUAAGCUCAGUUCAACCACAGACUUCACAAAACUUGUCAUCUCAGCCACUCAAUACACAAGUACCAUCUGCUACACAAAGUCAAAGCACUCAAAGCCUUACAAAUAAUGGUGCUUUAGCUCAAUUUCAAAAUAAUAAUUCCAUUCAACAAGCACAAACAGAACCUUCAACUCCAAUUGCUCGAAAGAUUGAACCUAUUGUUUCCCAUGCUAGUAAUCCAGUUGAUAUCAAUAGACCAGCUUCACAACCAAAUGCCAAUGCCUUAUUUAGUGGUAAUAUGAGUGUUGAUGAUGUCUCAAGACUGGUUACUGGUGAUUCCACAAAUCUGUUAUCUGAACAGCAUCAAACUCAAAGUGAGAUUCAAAAUUUGCCGAACGAUGUUUCUGCUAAUUUCGAUCAACAAUCAAUCAAGCUGGAGAAAGGACCAGAACCAAAGUCAAAUACAAUAAAUGACAAUAAAACUAAUCAAUUGGGGGCUCCAAAUGUUGUUGUUAAACAAGAAAGGGUUGAAAACUCCAAUUCAAGCCAAACUGGCCAAAAGGUUUCACGGCCUGAUUUGAGCUUUGGUAAACCAGUUAUUGAAUCUACACCACAUGUCCAGAAUUCAGGAUCUGAAGCUCCUGAUUUAUCAUUUUUAGAUGAAGAUGAAGAGUUUAAUAAGGUUUUGAAAUCCUUUUCAAAAGAAGGUACACCAGCUAUUGAAGAAAAUGAUGCAGUUAUGGAUCAAGAAGAAUUGAACAGAUUAUUAUCAUCAGAUUUCACUCAAGCUUAUGAAACGGAAACAAGUAAAAAGAGAUCAUUUGAAGAAGAAUCAGACAUGUCAACGGGAAAUGCACAUACAGAUAAAGCUGCUAGACACGAAUGA
Messenger RNA from Hansenula ciferrii, 4056 nucleotides. RefSeq names its product Pre-rRNA-processing protein. NCBI's taxonomy places the organism in Eukaryota, Fungi, Ascomycota, Saccharomycetes, Phaffomycetales, Wickerhamomycetaceae. Bases 1 to 4056 code for a protein of 1351 amino acids. The transcript has a single exon. The record is from RefSeq and is a predicted model, not a curated record. Gene Ontology annotation, molecular function: protein binding; sequence-specific DNA binding; DNA-binding transcription factor activity. Gene Ontology annotation, biological process: regulation of ribosomal protein gene transcription by RNA polymerase II. Gene Ontology annotation, cellular component: nucleus.